This is a messenger RNA of Cutaneotrichosporon cavernicola, 1542 nucleotides long. RefSeq lists its product as uncharacterized. The record is from RefSeq and is a predicted model, not a curated record. NCBI's taxonomy places the organism in Eukaryota, Fungi, Basidiomycota, Tremellomycetes, Trichosporonales, Trichosporonaceae. The transcript is spliced from 3 exons. Bases 1 to 1542 code for a protein of 513 amino acids.
AUGACAUCUAUCGGCUUCGCCCCGGCCCCCUUUCCCCCCGAGUCGCCAGUCUCCGAGGUUGGCCCCUCCUCCAUCCUUCUCAAUGCCUAUGACUGCCCCAACAUCCUGGAGAAGGAGACCACUUCAUCAAAGUCAGCAUGGACGAUGGGCAUGAACAUUGGAAUGGGCAUGGGCAACCACAACAACAGAGGGCGUGCCCCCCCUCCUGCCGUCAAGGUCCCUCCGCCCGCCAUUACGACGACCGUCGUACCGCCAUCGCCAAACCCGCUGUCGAGCACUUCGGACGGUGACAAGUCGCCGCGCAUUCGCUUUGCACCGCUUCCUGACCCUACCAGGCCACGCUCGUUAUCGACCGGCCACAACGUUGGUCACAAGGUCUCGGAGGGCCCAAACGGUGAGCGGGAAUACACACUCGAACUGCGCAACAUGACAAUGGACGACGAGGCGUGCAACGACAACGCCGUCGACGAGGAAAGCAUCUCGGACGAAGACGACCAUUCGGACCACGAGGACUACGACUGGGAGCUGGACAACCGCCGCAAAUCGUGGGCGGCGGCCAUGUCGAUGGGCUCUAUGAGCUCAAAGGGCAUGGGCUCGGCGUGGUCGGGCACCAAGAAGCUUGUCGGCCUCAAAAGCCACCACGAGUCGGCAGCCAAGAAGAGCAAGGCAUCAGGAUCGUUUGGCUCGUCGACCACACCUGUGAAUGCAAUGUUCCUGAGCCCUGGUCGUCGCGGGUCCGCCGCGUCGACUGGUAGCAACAGCAGCAGCGGGCACCGGCGAACAGCGUCGAGCGAAAUCCGUGCGCCUCCGACAGCCAAGAUGCUCAACGGCCGUGUGUACGGUGCGCGCCGUGCAUCUGAGGCCGCAGCUCUAGAGAAGGUCCUCCGUGAGGCGAACGAGCCAGAGUUCGUCGAGUGGGGCGCCGGCGGCGGUGUCGGUUCGACCAGAAAAAAUAAGCCGGUAACCAGCGACAGCACGCUGUCGCGCAGCCUCGGGUCCAAGUCGCCGUUUGACGACGACGACGGUGGAGGCAUGUCGUGGGUCCGCAAGCGCCGUGAGGAGAGGGAGCGUAAGGCCCGCGAAGCCGCACUCGCGGAGGCUUCAGCGACCAAGGCGCCCGACGUUGUGGUCGAGGGCAACCCUGGAAUGUCGCCUGGCCACCGCCGCGAGAGCGUCAGCAGCAUCAGCUCCAGCGGCUCUCAGAGAGAGAAACCUACCCUCCCGCUCACGCCCCAUGACCCGCACACCGAGUUGUCGGGUGCGUUCGCAGACUUUGGCGGAUUUGGCGCUUCGACCCCAAAGCGACAGACCACACUCGAGGUCGCGCCUGACGCCAAGGCCGAGGAGCACGAUGAGGAGCAGCACCUGCACAUGAUUAAGAUUCCGCAUGCGCGGUUCAGGCGCCGCAGCGAGGUCGACGACGAGGAGGAAGAGGAGGUCACCAACAGCGACUUUGACGAAGAUGAUGAUGAGGAGGUUGCGUUGGUUAGUCAGAAAUGCGCAGCUGCCGCUGGCGUCGAGGUCCUGGCGCGCCACUUCUGA